CAACGAAUACACCACGAAUCCUUUUCCCCUUCGAAAAGCUGGCUGGAAGGUGCAGAAGAGGGCAGUUGAAAGAACAACGCUCGUCAGUAGCGAAGCCAGUUUGACGGAGCGAGGCGCGUGCGGAAGAUGCGACAGAACGGUCGUUUCGCGUGAAUUCGCGCGCGACGAAAGAGAGAAGAGAAGACGCGAAUAAAAUUUCGGCCAGCCGAGGUGCGGAAACGAUGUUACGUUCGACACGCUCCUGUAGGAUCAAAUGAGGGAAGCUGGCCCCCGUCGUCUCUGGAGAUCUCGAAUCGGAAUGGUUUCCCUGACGCGAGUCUGUUUCGUCGUGCUUCUAUAUGCUUUUUCAGCGAUUUUGACGCAUACGGCAGCGUCGCGCGUGAUUGAAUUGAGUGACAGAUUUCUAGAUAUACAUAAAGACGGACAAUGGCUAGUCAUGAUGUACGCACCGUGGUGCGCGCAUUGCAAAAGAUUGGAGCCAAUUUGGGCUCAUGUAGCUCAGAAUUUGCACGCUACGUCGAUACGAGUAGGACGAGUGGAUUGCACCAGGUUUACCAGUGUGGCGCAUGCAUUCAAAGUCAAAGGAUUUCCCACUAUUCUGUUUUUAAAGGGUGAACAGGAGUUUAUAUAUCACGGUGACAGAACCAGAGAUGAAAUAGUGAAAUUUGCUUUAAGACUAAGCGGUCCUCCUGUGCAAGAGAUAACAAGGACCCAAAGCUUUGACACCAUAAAGAGAGAACGCGAUCUCUAUUUCUUAUAUGUGGGAGACAGAUCUGGAGUCUUAUGGGAACUUUACCACAAGACCGCGAAUAUAUUUCAAGCACAUGCAUUUUUCUACCAGUCUCACCCAAGCGUCGUGAAUAAACACGCGCCGGUGGAGAAUGUUCCGGCACUGUUCGUGUACAAGGAGAGCUCGCAUUACAAUUUUACUGGGCACGAUCAGGUGGACGUGGAGAGGGCAAACGAGACGUUGUACAAAUGGGUAAACGCGGAACGUUUCCCGACCUUCCCGAAAGUGACCAGGGGAAAUAUCAAUCAAUUGUUCCUGACGAAUAAAAAUCUCGUUUUAGCGGUAGUGGAGGAAAAUCAGCUGGAAGAGGUCGCACCCGACAUGCUGGAAUUCAAAGAUAUGGUCGAAUCCGUAAUCAAGAGCAAACGAGACAAGUAUCACGACCAUUUUCAGUUCGGCUGGAUAGCUAGUCCCGAUCUAGUCAAUAGUAUAGCGAUGAUGGUGCUACCAUUACCGAGUUUAAUUGUGAUAAACACGACCACGAAUCAUCAUCACAUUCCUGAGGACGAGACGGGAAAAUUAACCCCGUACGUGAUAGAGUUGUUUUUGGAGCAGAUUCGUGACGAGAGCGCCCCGCGGUACGGUGGAAACGGCUGGCUGGUACGUGUUUACAGAUCUUGGUUCGAGUUGAAAACCACCCUCGCAGCAAUGUGGAGGGGCAAUCCUACAUUGACGUUGUUAUUGUUUGGACUACCAGCUGGAUUUCUGUCGUUAAUAUGUUACGGCACUUGCUGCCAGGAUAUCUUGGAUGCUGACGACGAAGAAGAGGAAAACACCGGGUCAAGUCAUAUGAAGAAAGACUAAUUAUGGAUAAUAUCGUACAGAACUCCGAGACACAUUUUUCAUUAUGUAUAGUGUAUAUAAGCGCUUAUGAUUGCUUCUGUGACAUUCUUGACGAUAUUUGCCGAAUCAUUAAUAAGAACAUGAGGAGUUUCACGCAGCGACGCGUAUCGCUGAUCCCACAUAAAUUUUCUUCCUUCUUUCUUUUCUCAAUGGUCAAUCGUGCGUCUCAAUCUUUCUCUUUCUUACGACUGAGUUAUAUGUGUCAAAAAGUGAUGUGUAUUCCACGUGACAAUACAACCUAUUGAGGUAAGCGAGUAUGUACACACUCGGAAAAUAUCUGUCUUUUUAACACAGACUUAAUAAAAAAGAUGUAAGAUAUAAUAUCAAAAUUUUGUACAUUAAAACGCGAUCGUUUAUUCUCACACACACACUCACACACACACACACACAAUGCAUGAAAUUGUAUUCAACAUCAAACAGCAUUGGUUUUUUUUAUAUAUAUAUGAGUAAUAUAUAAUGAUAACAAUAUGUAGUAUUAUGUAAGUCGUGCGGAAUUGUUAUUUGUUGUAUCGUGUAGACUGAAAGUGUGAUUGUGAUCUCUGCUUUGAGAAUGAAAAAUAGUCCUACGUGAGCGUGUGCCAUCUCGCAAUUGCUGGAAAUGUCUAUUUAUAUGUAUCAAAUAAAAAAUGAAAAAGAGGAAAAACGAGAAAUAUCGCAAAUAUUU
Dinoponera quadriceps is the source of this 2297-nucleotide messenger RNA. It is a transcript of the gene Tmx3, whose product is annotated as protein disulfide-isomerase TMX3. Gene Ontology annotation, cellular component: endoplasmic reticulum. The coding region runs from base 254 to 1594 and encodes 446 amino acids. The record is from RefSeq and is a predicted model, not a curated record. The transcript is spliced from 10 exons. Gene Ontology annotation, biological process: peptidyl-cysteine oxidation. NCBI's taxonomy places the organism in Eukaryota, Metazoa, Arthropoda, Insecta, Hymenoptera, Formicidae. Gene Ontology annotation, molecular function: protein disulfide isomerase activity.